Camelus dromedarius (Arabian camel) is the source of this 2441-nucleotide messenger RNA. It is a transcript of the gene C5H14orf93, whose product is annotated as chromosome 5 C14orf93 homolog. Bases 500 to 2122 code for a protein of 540 amino acids. NCBI's taxonomy places the organism in Eukaryota, Metazoa, Chordata, Mammalia, Artiodactyla, Camelidae. The transcript has 7 exons. The record is from RefSeq and is a predicted model, not a curated record.
GGGGAGGGGCGGGGCUUGCCGGCUCGGGUUCCGCGCGUCCUCCUUUUUGCACACACACGAAUACAAAGAGCCAUACGACCUUCGGAUGCCCAUGGGCCCUUUUGUGUCCCCUCUCUGUUCCUGAGCUUGGAGUGGUAGGGGAUUCCAUGUUUGAGGGCAGGAAGAAUGCCUUCCACCCUCUGAAACUGUGUUCCCCGGGAAGACCUUUGUAGGCCCCACCCUUUGGGGAAGGGGUGAGCGCGACCCCACAGGUGCUGAGCGAGGGGAGCACAGGAUCUGCGCGGAGAAGGCCCCUCUCCUCUGCAGGCCCAGGGGAGGCCGCCAUGGACUGCGUGCUCCGUCACAGAACCCACCGCCAGGUGCCCAGGCUCCUCUGACCACGCUCCAUGAGGACGGAAGGUGAAUCUCAAGAGGCCAGCACUUCCUGCAGUCCAGACGACUGGGGACACUUUGGGAGCAGCCCAGGAGCUUGAGCGCGGUGGUUCGCGCCUCCGCCACCAUGUCCUUCAGCGCCACCAUCCUCUUCUCCCCUCCCAGUGGCAGCGAGGCCAGGUGCUGCUGCUGUGCCUGUAAGGGCGAGACUAGUGGGGGCAGCACAGGCUCUCAGGGCGGGAACCCUCCUCCUGCCAGCACCCCGAUCACGGUGACUGGACACGGCCUGGCCGUCCAGAGCUCAGAGCAGCUCCUGCAUAUCAUCUACCAGAGGGUGGAUAAGGCAGUGGGUCUGGCUGAGGCUGCGCUGGGUCUCGCCCGGGCCAACAACGAGCUGUUAAAACGUCUCCAGGAGGAAGUGGGUGAACUGAGGCAAGGGAAAGUGUCAGCGCCAGACGAAGAUGGGGAGAGCCGGGCCCACGGUUCCUCGCCCGAGGAGCCCGGGACUCUCAAGGAGAGCCCCGGGGAGGCCUGCAGGGCCGUGGCGGCCGUGGAGGAGGAGUGUGACAGCGUGGGCAGCGGCGUGCAGGUGGUGAUCGAGGAGCUGCGGCAGCUGGGAGCAGCCUCGGCUGGGGGGCCCGGGCCCUUGGGCUUCCCUGCCGCUCAGAGAGACGUGCGGCUCCCGGGAUGCGCCCUGGCCGCCGGCGAGGGGCCCGCGAUGCUCAACCCUCUGGUGGAUGAUUACGUGGCCUCUGAGGGUGCAGUACAGCGGGUGCUGGUCCCUGCUUAUGCCAAGCAGCUUUCGCCAGCCACACAACUGGCUAUCCAGCGGGCAACCUCAGAGACAGGGCUGGAAAAUGGAACCAAAUUGCCACCACCCCGCCCAGAGGACGUGCUCAGUGCUGCUGCUGCACUGGAAGGUGCCUUGGAAGAGCCAGGCCCUGGGGGCCCUGGGGAGCUGAGACAGUCUCUCGGGUUUACUGCUUCCCCAUGCAGGACCAGAGGGAGUGGGCAGAAGAACUCCAGGCGCAAGCGGGAUCUGGUCCUCUCUAAAUUGGUCCACAAUGUGCAUAACCACAUCACCAAUGACAAGAGAUUCAAUGGGUCUGAAAGCAUCAAGUCCUCUUGGAAUAUUUCAGUAGUGAAGUUCCUUCUGGAAAAGCUCAGGCAGGAGCUGGUAACCAGCCCCCACAAUUACACUGAUAAGGAGCUGAAAGGAGCCUGUGUAGCCUACUUCCUGACUAAGAGGCGUGAGUACCGCAACUCCCUGAACCCCUUUAAAGGCCUGAAGGAAAAAGAGGAGAAGAAACUUCGAAGUCGCAGAUACCGGCUUUUCGCCAACCGAUCCAGCAUCAUGAGGCAUUUCGGCCCCGAGGACCAACGUCUGUGGAAGGAUGUGACGGAGGAGCUGAUGUCAGAUGAAGAGGACAGUCUUAAUGAGCCAGGGGUCUGGGUGGCCCGGCCUCCCCGUUUCCGGGCCCAGCGCCUCACACAGCUCUGCUACCACCUGGAUGCCAACUCUAAGCAUGGCACUAAAGCCAACCGUGUGUAUGGGCCUCCCUCAGAUCGCUUACCUUCCGCUGAGGCCCAGCUCCUUCCACCAGAACUGUACAAUCCUAAUUUCCAAGAAGAGGAGGAUGAGGGAGGGGAUGAGAAUGGACCCAUCUCCCCAUCUUUUGAUGCACCCCACAAAACCUGCUGUCCUGACUUGAACUCGUUCAUUGAAAUCAAGGUGGAAAAGGAUGAGUGACAGGUAUAACCAAGAAUAACUCUGCCAUCCGCCACUCUCCAUGUCCCCGAAAUGGGUGGCCACGGGGCUCCCCAGAAUAACAAGAUGUCUUCUGCAGCCUGUGAGAGCAAAUCUGCCUCUCUUCUUAACACAGUCUCCACUGGAAGUGGAAGUUGACAGCUCUGGUGGGAUAAACAGACUGAUCUAGAAGGGGGGAAACUCUCCUCAUCAUGAAGGGCAAGCCAGAAAAUGAUUAUUCCUAAGCAUAAACAGUGCCUCAGAGGAGCCCAGGAUGAGAGGAGGAGGAUGGGUCAAAGAAACAGGAGGCCUUCUUGACACA